AUGGCUUCAGCUACAUCUCGUACUAUAUUUCCUAUGUUUUUUGGUCGUCGUCAUCCGGAUAAAUUAAGUGAUGGAGCAUCAACACCUCUUAAACUUAUUCGUUUACAAAUUGAACAAAAGGUCAAUGGAAAUUUUCCACUUAUUCAUCAAAUAGCUACAACAAUGACAUUUAAAAAUACGCAUAAUAUUAUUCUUGAAGGUGCUUUUGAAUUUACAUUACCCGAAAAGGCAACGAUUUGCGGUUAUGGCCUUGAUGUAGAUGGUGUUAUUGUUGAUGGUGUCGUUGUUGAAAAACAAACUGCUCGUAUAAUAUUUGAAAAAGAAGUUCGAAAACGAAUUGAUCCUGGUUUUGUUGAAUUAGUUACUGGCAAUAUAUUUCGUACUCGAGUUUAUCCUAUUGAACCACAAAAAACUCGUACUGUUCGUGUUAUAUAUCAAGAUCAAGCUAUAGCGAAUAAUAAUGACUUAUUAUAUCAAAUACCAAUUCAAUUUCAAACACAACUUGAAAGUCUCGAUAUCGUUCUUACAUGUUUUGAUCAAGCAACAACCGCAAAACCGAAUUUCGUAAUAAAUUCUAAUCAAAUAAAUUCAAAUGUUCCACAAUUUAUUAGUAAAGAAAAUGGACAGUAUACAGCCGAAUGGCAUUUAAGUAAUGUUCAACCAUCUAUCAAUGGUGAUCAAACACUUUCAUAUAUUAUACCAAAUUCUCUUAAACCAAUUGUAAGUGCUGUGGAAAAAGAUCCAACUAUUGGUGCAUAUUUUACUAUUAGUUGUGCUUUACCCGUACCAACUGAACGUCGAAUUGAUCAACUUGUUAUACCAUCAAAAACAAUCUGUAUUUUAUGGGAUGCAAGUUUAAGUCGUUCAGAUGCUCGAGAUAAACGAUUAGUAGAAUUAAAUGCAUUAAAACAAAUUUUCGAUAUAUGGUUAACUCGUAUGAAACAAAUUGAAAUAAUUCUUAUUAUAUUUCGAAAUGAUAUGGAAGAACAAAAAUUAUUUUAUCUUCAAUCUGAUAAUUGGAAUGUUUUAAUGAAAAUUUUCGAAGAUUUACCAUAUGAUGGUGCAACAAAUUUAUCACAAUUAUCAUCGAUUAAUACUCCACGAACAACUGAUUAUUAUUUUCUUGUUAGUGAUUGUAUAUCAACAAUAAAUAAUGAUUCAAUGAUAGAAAAUUUUUAUUCGAAUUUUAAAGCACCAGUAUGGAUUUUUAAUGGGAAUCAUUUACAUGAACCCUAUGAUAUGGAUUUUAUUAAUUAUUUAACUCAAUAUAAUUCAUAUGGUGGUGGUUAUUUAAAUCGUGAAAAAUUAGAAUUGAAUUCAAAUGAUUUAAUAAAUCUUAUUGAAACUAUUCAAAUAAAAUAUAUUAAACUUCAUUCAAAUUCAACUGUACAACAAAUAUAUCCAAGUAAUUCAAUAUCGAUUCCAUUAAAUUCAGAACGAUUUCUACUUGUUGGACAAAUUCCAAAUCCAUUACCGAAUUCAAUUCAAUUAGAAUUAGAAUUUUCAUUGAAUACUCAAAAUUCUCGUGUAUCAAUUACACUUGAUAUACCAUCAAAUGAAUCCAAUCAUUUUGGUUUAAUUCGUCGAUUAUGGGCACAACAAAAAUUAAAUGAAUUAAAUGCAUUUAAAGAUAAAUAUAAAUCAGAUAUAUUAUCACUUGGAUUAGAAUAUUCAUUAGUCAGUCAAUUUACAUCAUUAUUAGUACUUGAAUCACUUCAACAACAUCUUCAAUAUCAUAUAUGUCCAGCUAAAACACGUUUAGCCUUAUAUAAUCAAUAUAUGCAAUAUAAAACUAAAGAAAACGAUCAAAAAACAAAUAAUUUAUCACAAUUAUUAAAACAAUGGAAUGAAAAAUGUCAAUGGUAUGAUCGCAUUAUUACUGAUAUUGAUCGUCAUCGAGCUUAUUUACCAAGAAAUACUGUUACAUCACACCCACACUCUCAACUAUUUGGAUUCGGUCCACCAACUACUUCACCAACUAGAUUCGGUGCAGCAACUACUUCACCGGCUCCCGUAGGGGGAUUUACAUUCGGUGCAACGCCUCCUGCUAUGAAUUCUACUACAUUUUCUUCAACUAUAUUUGGUCCUUCUUCACAACAACAGCAAAUAUCUACUUCAACAAAUGUCUCAAAAGAGUCAUCAUUAUCUACAACAGAAGAAUCUUCAACAAUUCAUAUCAAUGAAUAUAAUCCACAAUCGUCAUAUAUAACACGAUUAUCAUCUUCAAGUGAUAGAAAUAGUGCUUAUGCAAUUUAUCUCGAUGAACGAACAUUAAACCGACAAUCAACUUCAUUUUAUUUUGAUAUUGCAUCUUAUUUUUUCUCAACAAAAUCUUUUUCAUCGAUAUUAAAUCAAUUUAAUCAAAAACAAGAAAUUAUCCAAACUACCGAUCAUAAAUCAAUUGAAUAUGGUUUACGUAUAUUAACAAAUAUUUUAGAAUUAGAAUUAGAAUCACCGCAAUUAUAUCGAACAGUUGCAUAUAAAUUAAUGGAAUUAAAACAAUGGAAUUUAGCUUUGAGUAUAUGUCGAAAAAUAUAUUUAUUACGUUCUGAUGAACCACAAUCAUUACGUGAUUUAGCUCUUGUUCUUAUUGAACUUGGUGAAUAUAAUCAAGCAUUAGAAUACUUGAAACAAAUUCUUAUACAAAUAUGGGAUGAAAGAUUUCAAGCAAUUCAAAUAAUUGUUUUAUUAGAUUUAAAUCGAUUAUUAAUUCUAAUGAAUCAAGCAACACCGGUUAUUGAUUUUCGUUUUAUACGUCAUUUACCUGUUGAUAUUCGAAUUGUUAUUCAAUGGGAUACACCAGAUACAUUAAUUAGUCUUUCAAUUAAAGAACCAACUGGUCAAGUAUGUAGUAAUCAUUCCGGAUCACUUCAAACAGAUAUUGGUGGAUAUAUAACAAGAAUAUCAUUUCAAAAUCCAUAUCCAGUUGAAUAUUUACUUCGUCAAGCAAUUGAUGGAAUAUAUUCAAUUAGUUUAUCUUAUAUACGUAAUGCUCAACAUACACUUACAGGUGUUACAACAGUUUUAGUUUAUAUUUAUAAAUAUUUUGGUUCAAUUAAUGAAGAAAAACAAAUUCAAACAGUACGAUUAACUGAUUGUAAUCAAACAGUUGAUGUCGGUCAAAUUGAAUUUGGUAAGUCGGAUUUAGCAAAACUUAAAGAUGAAUUACAAAAAACAAAAGAUGAAUGUCAUCGUCUACAAAAUCAAUUAAUGAUUAACAAAUUACAGCCUAUACAAUCGUCUAUUCAACAUUUGAAUGUGACAUGUGAUGGAUGUUUUACAACACCUAUAAUAGGUGAUAGAUAUAAAUGUCUAUUUUGUCCUAAUAUAGAUUUCUGUCAAAAUUGUAAAUCAUUAACUAACCUUCAACAUGAUUCAAAUCAUCCAUUAUUAUGUAUGCAUGACUCAACUUUGUUUGCAUCAUCAAUCUUCCUUCAAAACAUUAGUGAAAUAUCACACACGAACGCGCAAUGUACAUCGUGCACUAUGUUACCUAUCAUUGGUAUACGUUAUUAUUGCGUGACAUGUAAAAUCAAUUUAUGUGAAAAAUGUGAAUUUCUUGGUUUACAUGACAUUUCACAUCAACGUUUAAAAAUCAUUUAUCCACAAUAG
This is a messenger RNA of Adineta steineri, 3612 nucleotides long. Lineage: Eukaryota; Metazoa; Rotifera; Eurotatoria; Adinetida; Adinetidae. The record is from the annotation of a GenBank genome assembly.